ACUGCCGUUGUGUCUUGUUAUCAGAAUUCUUCAGAUGCUGACAGGCUGUUUUUGUGGACAACCGCUUUAAUCACAAUCCUGUGUUUGUCGUGUAGGAUGGCUUUCCAUGGAUCCUCUCGGCCAACAGUGUGUGGUAACUUGUUCCCUGGAUCAGAGUUAGGCCACAAGUAUUUUUGUGUCAACACAACGACCGGCACUACCUCAACUGGCCUCAGCGCAACACCAAAUCCGAGCGGACCCAACGCUCCCGCUGGGACUCCCAGACACCCGGCGUCUCUCGGGGGCAGCGCAGGUGGAGGGGCGGCCAUCCCACAACCUCACAGUAACCCGGCAAGUGAGGUUCCAAGUCCUGCUGAAAUGGAGCCUGAUCGGCCAAUCGGUUAUGGCGCAUUUGGAGUGGUGUGGUCAGUGACAGACCCCAGAGAUGGCAAACGCGUGGCCCUCAAAAAGAUGCCCAAUGUCUUCCAAAACCUCGUCUCCUGCAAGAGGGUUUUCCGCGAGCUGAAGAUGCUUUGUUUCUUCAAGCACGACAAUGUGCUGUCAGCUCUGGAUAUUCUGCAGCCUCCACACAUCGACUACUUUGAGGAAAUUUAUGUGGUGACAGAGUUGAUGCAGAGUGACCUCCAUAAGAUCAUCGUGUCUCCACAGCCCCUGAGCUCUGACCACGUCAAAGUCUUUCUCUACCAGAUCCUCCGAGGACUGAAGUAUCUACACUCAGCUGGUAUUUUACACAGAGACAUUAAACCCGGCAACCUGUUGGUCAACAGCAAUUGUGUGCUUAAGAUUUGUGACUUUGGCCUGGCGAGAGUGGAGGAGCUGGACGAGUCGCGUCACAUGACCCAGGAGGUGGUGACGCAGUACUACAGAGCGCCAGAGAUCCUGAUGGGGAGCAGGCACUAUUCCAACGCCAUCGACAUCUGGUCUGUGGGCUGCAUCUUUGCCGAGCUGCUUGGCCGACGCAUCCUCUUCCAGGCCCAGAGUCCCAUCCAACAGCUGGACUUGAUCACAGAUCUGCUGGGGACUCCGUCUCUGGAGGCCAUGAGGACGGCGUGUGAGGGAGCCAGAGCUCACAUCCUGAGAGGACCACAUAAACAGCCCUCACUUCCUGUCCUGUACACCCUGUCCAGUCAAGCAACCCAUGAGGCCGUUCACCUCCUCUGCAGGAUGUUGGUCUUUGACCCAUCAAAGCGGAUCUCUGCGAAGGAUGCCCUGGCACAUCCGUACCUGGACGAAGGGCGUCUGCGGUACCACACCUGCAUGUGCAAAUGCUGCUACACCACUUCCUCUGGCCGCGUCUACACCAGUGACUUUGAGCCUGUCACCAACCCCAAGUUUGACGACGGCUUUGAGAAGAACCUGACGUCAGUUCGGCAGGUCAAAGAGAUCAUUCAUCAGUUCAUCCUGGAGCAGCAGAAGGGGAAUCGGGUACCGCUCUGUAUCAACCCCCAAUCAGCUGCCUUCAAAAGCUUUAUCAGGUGAGGCCGCCGAAAGAAAUUGUUUAAAUA
This is a messenger RNA of Puntigrus tetrazona (Sumatra barb), 1505 nucleotides long. RefSeq names its product serine/threonine-protein kinase NLK-like. Gene Ontology annotation, biological process: protein phosphorylation; intracellular signal transduction. NCBI's taxonomy places the organism in Eukaryota, Metazoa, Chordata, Actinopteri, Cypriniformes, Cyprinidae. The transcript has 10 exons. Gene Ontology annotation, cellular component: cytoplasm; nucleus. The coding region runs from base 97 to 1479 and encodes 460 amino acids. Gene Ontology annotation, molecular function: MAP kinase activity; ATP binding. The record is from RefSeq and is a predicted model, not a curated record.